AUGAAGAUUGACAUGAUGAUCGACAUUGUCGAUCCGCGACAAUUUCGCUCUUUUUGUCUUCGUGGAGAGGGACGAGCAAAUUUUGUCAUUAGUGCUAAGCACGCUACCUCUGGAAUACGAAUCGUAUGGAGGUUUGCAAAAGCAAGAAAGAGUGGGCUUGUAACAUGGAAGGCUAAAAGUGAAUUAGUAAAUCAAUAUAUGGAGCGGUUCGUAUCUCCUUUUUUCGACGCGCGAUAUCUUGUGAAUCCGAAAAUCAUCGAAAUGGCUGUCACAGAUGUUCAUCAAUUGGCAAAGUACCUUUUAACAUCUCUUCCCUUACCCUCAAUCGCGGAAAAUAUCAUGGCGUUGUUCUUUAGUGUUAAGAUCCUGUACGUGACAUCUUCACCCUCACUCUCUCAAUCAGUUCCCUCGCUUCCUGCCAACUUCAAGCUUGAAAAGUUUGAUGAAUUGUUAGCUAUUCCUGAUGACCUGUCGUUCUUCCCGUUAGCCAACGUGCCAAGGAACGUAAUCAGACUUUCUGCUUUGGAAAUGUUGGAUGCAACAAGGAUUCCAAAGCACCUUAUUUCCUACAUCGGACCAACAAUUACGGUUGAAAUCAAACCUAAACAAGGAUUCUUUCAAAAUCAUGCUUCAAUCGACCUUCCUUUCUGCAACAAUUGUAUUCUGCAGCUCGAGAAGUGCGGCUCAGACCACUACGAAGAGAUGUAUGAUUUCUGUCCCAUUGACCUUUUCUCCGGGAACUUAGCUAGGAUGAAGUCUGCUCUUGAGGCACUGUUAAAGGUGCCGCACAGAAAUCUUCGCCUGUUCAUCGACGGCAACUUGAUUCACUCUGAUGAAUCUCUUCUUGACGCUGCUCUUUUCUCAACGACAUUGUUCCCAAGCGGACAAGGAAACGCGGAUGACUUGAUAACGGCGCUUUGCCUAGUGCUAGCGGGAUGCGAGGACGUUCGCGACUUUUCCAUACGGGAACAUUCUGUGCUUGGACAAAUUUUGGCUGCGCAAAAGAUCGAUUCGGUGGGAAUAGUGAAGGCUCAUCAAAUCUACAAAAGUCUUCCAGCUGCGGUGCAAAAAGAGCUGCAUGACAAAAGUCGACUUCCUGUGAGAGGUUUGGAAGUAUUAGAAGCGACCGACGAUCGAGCUCUCCUAGAACAGUAUCUCCUGGCUGCCACAAUGAAGGACUGUUCAGUAAUGGCUUCUUUCCGAUUGGUGCCUUCUGGAACAUAUCAUACUCCAUCAAGCGUGGAUGAUGCCCAAAUGAUCAAGCUUGCUAACGGAUUAUGUUUUGCGUACUCUGUGAAGAUAGUGGAUUUGGAUCCAAAGACCCCUAAAAACUUGGUCAGUGCCUUCGCAAGGUUCAUGGCUGGUGUUAAGUUGAUACGACUCGAAUCUGUGACAAGAACCCCCUGUGUUGAAUCCAUGUGA
Molecule: messenger RNA, 1422 nt
Organism: Cooperia oncophora
Lineage: Eukaryota; Metazoa; Nematoda; Chromadorea; Rhabditida; Trichostrongylidae
Source: the annotation of a GenBank genome assembly